Molecule: messenger RNA, 2342 nt
Organism: Cylas formicarius (sweet potato weevil)
Lineage: Eukaryota; Metazoa; Arthropoda; Insecta; Coleoptera; Brentidae
Product: serine protease inhibitor 28Dc
Exons: 8
Coding region: 487-2085 (532 amino acids)
Molecular function (GO): serine-type endopeptidase inhibitor activity
Source: RefSeq, a predicted model, not a curated record
GUUAUACUGUCCACUUAGCGUCCACGAGCGGCUUGGUAUUUACUUGAUGUCGAUUGGGCUUUUCCCAUUUUUUGAUUCAUCCUACCCCAAGGAGUAAAAUAAGAAAAAACUCGUUUCGUCAGAACGAAAACCGCCAAUGUUUAACUUUUCAUUUGUUUAUUGGCAGCAACAAAUAUUUACCGGUUCGCUAUGCACGGUCAAACAAUAACAAUCUCAUUAUAGAGUAGACUUUAUUACAAUGAUAACUUGGUGGGGAAUUCUCCUUGUUAAGGUCAGCAAGUUGAACUGUAAUGAGAAGAUACCCGUGCGACAAUGGUGUUAAAACUGUUGACCGAUGAUCGUACAAAAAAUAACCGGAUAGCAAAUCGUGUGUAACGUGAUAGUAAGAUAGUUGUUUUGGGACAGUAAUACCAAAUUUUAGGUAGAUAUAAAUAAAUAGUUAUGUGAAAAUGUUAAGAACAAACGGUACCAGUGAAUAGUUUUACAAUGCAUUGGUCUUCACUUACAAUUAUUGUACCUACCAUUCUCCUGGAAGUAGUACUAGCAAGGGCUCAAGAUGGUAAUUUAUUAUAUUUUCCCAAUGAAAAUGGCGGAGUUAGUCAAAUUCUUAGCGAACGCAACGUGGUGGAGGUAAUUCCUCCCAAUUUGAACUUAUCGGAUAUAAGAGGCACUACAGUUUACGAAAAUUAUGUAGACAAAAUCAUUUCAAUGGCGAUUGCAAAAACGACCUUGACGAUCAAUAAUCUGCUGAUCCAAAACCCGCAUGGGGACAACGUUGUUUUUUCGCCCACUAGUAUUGCAGGUGCUCUUGCUCUGGUUCUUUUGGGAGCAAAUGGUAAAACGUUUGACGAGCUAAUCACCUUUUUGGGAUUAGCUUCCGUCUCGCCCGACAUUGCAUCGAAAUCUCAACUGGUCCACGAACAGUUCGGUCGUAUGAUUGAAAAACUAAUUUCAAAAACCGGAUUUCAAAUCGGUCAAGACGUUACAUUUGCCAGUGGUAUUUUCGUGCAAACGGGCUACGUGAUCAGGCCAUUAUACCUGCAAACGGCUAGAGAAAUAUAUAAAAGCGAAGUUGUUAGUGUUGAUUACGAAGGAGACGCUAAAAAUGCCCAAGGGACCAUUAAUUCUUGGGUUUCAGAAGAAACUAAUCGCAAAAUACGUACAAUUUUGAGCGAGGCCCCAUCCACGGAUACGAAGGUUAUAAUAACCACGGCGCUAUAUUUCAAUGCGGAAUGGGAAAACAAAUUUUUUGACGGGUUUACCAAACGGAAGCCGUUCUACAUUAACGGUCGAAGAGCCCCGACGAACAUCGAAGCGGAUAUGAUGGUGAACGGAGGAUUUUUCCCUUAUUACAAAGACCCCAAUUUAGAAUGCGAAAUUCUCGGAUUUCCUUACAAAGGAAACAGUACUACCAUGUACGUUGUCAUGCCUUUUAAUUCCGAUCGGAAAAAAUUAAAAGACUUGGAAAGUAAACUAACUGUCUGGAAUCUGAAUAGGCUGGUGGAAAGUACUACUUACUCCGACUCCUUAAUACUUUUUCCGAAGAUGAAAAUUCAGAGUACGAUCGAUUUACGUCGAUCCUUGCAGGAUUUGGGUAUUAGGUCGUUAUUUGACCCAAACGAGGCGAAUUUGGCGCUGCUCGCAUCCCAAGACUUCAAAUCGAGAACAAGAGUGGGGAAUAAUACGGACGCUGAAAGCGUGACCGAUCCAAACGAGAACGAGACUGAAACGCAGAAAACAAUUAAAGAUCGUUUAGACAUAUCUUCAAGGAUAGAUACGGCGAAAGUGGCGUACGAAACUUUAGAUCGUAUUAGGCAAUUAAUCAACCAGCAGUCAACCUCAAAUAAGUACCAAAAUCCGGGAUUAUAUGCAGACCAGAUAAUUCAUAAGGUUUAUAUGGAUAUCACGGAAACCGGCACUGAAGCUGCAGCCGCAACUGCCGUGAGCUUAACAAGGACUGGAGCGCGAGUUACUUUUAGAGUUGAUGUCCCUUUCUUCUUUUUCAUUUGGCACGAAGAGACUAAAACAAUCAUAUUUUGGGGUUCGGUGCUGGCACCAACGCCAAAUUUUUCAACGCUAAUUUAAUUAAUUUAAUUUAUGUAGUUUAAUAGUUAAAAGUCGUCUUUACUUAAUUGUAUUUAUUACCGUUACUGUGCUUUUUACCAAAUAGAAAAUACCAAAACAUCAUCAGUGCCAAAUUUUCGACAAAUUUAAAUGGAAACGGUAGUUUCGUAGCAAAAAGUGCAGAGAACGGCGGCUAUAUGUAGAUGUUAACAUUUGUUGGUAGAAUACUUUUGUAACAAAAAUUAAAAAUCAAUUAAUUAUUAAACGAUAUAAUGAUG